Molecule: messenger RNA, 2243 nt
Organism: Aspergillus pseudonomiae
Lineage: Eukaryota; Fungi; Ascomycota; Eurotiomycetes; Eurotiales; Aspergillaceae
Exons: 1
Coding region: 329-1903 (524 amino acids)
Source: RefSeq, a predicted model, not a curated record
UUUUUUUUUUUGGUUGAUCACCUCCUGCUUGGACCUCGACCUCUACUACUUGUACUGCCCCAAUUCUGUUCUACCACAUCCCCUCUCUUUCUCCCUCUCCCUCUCUCUCUUUUUGCUUUCCCGAUAUGCCUUUGGUAUACUACAUCAACUUCUCUUCCGUCUCCGCAUCGCUCUUCCUCCUCCUCAUGCAUUGAUUGCGCAAUGGGGCUGUGACUUGGUCUCUCUGUGCUACUUUCUAUGUACUAUAGUAUACACCACCGUCUCCACCGUGGAUCACCAUUCCUUGAUCCUGUCUUUGCUCGGACAUCCCUCCGAUUCCUAAUCGAGUAUGCUACUCACAUUGCAGCCGUCUUCUCAGAACGGGAUCAAAGGCCCUCAUGACUACGCUAUUGUUCGUCAGUCUAUCCCAACACCUCGGUCCUCUCCGCCCUCCGCACCGGAUCCAGCUGCGGCCAUUGUAGCAUCCAAAAGACCCUCCGUGGACCACUCUAUGGAAUCGUCUCGUGGUGGCUUGCCACCUCCUUCGACUCUGGCGUUGCCGCCGCCGGAUAUCGGCUUCUCCUCCAUGAAUUCCGUGAAUCAACCACUGCCGCGCCCUCCCGCGCAACGGCAGAGCACCGACGAUACCAGUCAGUAUUGGCAUGCGAAAGCUGAGGAAGACCGGAGAAGGCAAGAGGAAGAACGAACCCGUCAGGAAUCGCUACGUUUAGAGCAGCGGAAGAUCGAACAGAGUAUGCUUCGAGAUUCCUUGCAAGCUGGCGUACCGCCUCAUAUGAUUCCGCUCAUCUUUGCGGGUAUCAGCCAGAAUGGCGUCCCGCAAGCAGUCAUCGAAUGGACUCAGCAACAUAUGACACAGGCGCCGGCCGGUCCCCGUGCGCCACCACCGUCGGCACCGGCUCUAUCUCAUUCGUCUCAUUCGUCUCAUCGGCGCAGUCUGCAUGCCCGCGGGGAGUCUCGCUCUAUUCCUCCUGGUCCGUAUGCGGCUCCACCACCGCAACAGGUCGUACCUCCCCCGGGGAUCCUUUUAUCACAACCUCUUCCCCCUUCGGGGCCACCACCCGCUCCGCAGCCACUCGGACGGUCUCCAUUACCCAAUGGGCCAGCGGAUCCCCGGGGUCCGCCCAUGCCUCGACCCAAUCCUGGUGAGCCGCUGGCCCAACAGCAACCUACGAUUAACUUGAGCAACGUUCAUUAUGCUCCAGGGUCAUCUAUCCCGCAUGCUCAGCAUGUCGGGAGCAAGCCGGAUGGCCACCACCGACAAUCUCCGUCCCUGUAUUUUCAUCACUGGGUCCCUCCAAGUCAGUCCCAGCCGAAUACGCCUUCCGGCAGAAUCCGACAAGAAUCGCCCUUCGCAUCGCAGGCUUCUCGUCGUCCAGAGUAUCAAAGCCCCCCGGGACGGAAGAGAAAAGCUACUGGUCCUCACCAGCCGGCUCCUUUCCCGUCAUCACGCCCGUCUGAAACAAUUCCCGGUGCUUCUCAAGUCUCUCGACCAGGCUCCCCAUUGGGCCCAGUCCCGCAUGUCGAACCUUCAGUUCACAGCCGUCAGCACAGUGGCGUAUCUGUCAUGUAUGAGCCCCGUGGCCUAGGGCCGUCAGGUUUUGAACGCGGCAGCAGAGCUGCGAGCCCAGCUCAUCAUACGCAGCGUGUGAUUGGGCCCACAGACGACCCGGGCUUAAGGAAGGACUAUGACCGAGUAGAUGUUCCAGAACGUCGAGGCGAGCCGGCUCCAACGGGGAGUAACGUGCAGUACCCACCUGCAGCGCCCCAGCUACAAUAUUCUUCGAGUAUUGGGACUGCGCCCCCUGACUCGGACUUGGACAGCAGUCCCGGGCCUUCUCCAACUUCAGGGAUACCUCGGGCACCCACUCGGCCCGGUGACCAUGGUGCUGCGCCUCCAAGGUAAUCAAUGACUUGUGGGGUUGCGCAAACACUCGUCUAUAUACGACCAUGUCGUCCCCACAGCAAUUGAUUGGUCGACGAAAUAGAUGACUUACGAAGCACUCUAGGAAAAGCAUGUUCUUGUUUUCAACCAGCUCCCCCUCCCUCUGAAUCCGACACUCCUUUAUAUUCUCUUUGUCCUCUACCAAACCAUCCUCCGUUCUACAGUGAUUUGUAUACCACUCACACCUCCCGGCUGGCUCGCGGAGACCAUCUACAUAUGACAUAUUAUGUCCUGUAUCUAUCGGAUCUGUCACCAGCACCUGGGGUGCUGGUGCUAGAUGCUCAAGAAAGCAAGAAAAAAA